ACUCAACCUUUGGAAUCAAGAGAAAGAAGAGUUUGGGAGAACACUUGAAGUUCAAGUAAGCAAAAAGUUUAGGAGCCCCUCAUCUCUGAAGGGUUCACCCAGAAUUAUCUAGAUACAAACAAGAAUUUGUUUGAAUAAGAAACACCAGCUCAUGGCUCAGCUUCAAAAAAUACAGAAGAACAUUGAUGCCCCAGGAGAAUCAGCCAGAUACAGGAUGUCUCAAAAACAAGUUCAAUAAAUUGGCCCACAAAUAUAAACCUAACUUUCACUGAGAAAGAAAGAAAUUGUCCUUCAAUUCUGAGAUUUUUUCUUUAUCUUAUUCUCAUCAAGAGUCCUCACUGAAUCCAUGGCCAAGAAUAAUCACACCAGAGUGACCGAUUUCAUUCUCAUGGGCUUUAUUGACUCCCCUGGGUUGGAGAGUCUCCUCUUUCUGGUGUUUCUGAACUUCUAUCUAGUCACCCUUCUGGGGAAUGUGGGGAUGAUUAUUCUAAUCAAACUGGAUGUCCAACUCCACACCCCAAUGUACUUCUUCCUGAGCCAUCUCUCCCUCCUAGAUGCCUGCUAUACCUCAGUCAUCACCCCUCAGAUCCUGGCCACACUGGCCACAGGCAAGACAAUCAUCUCCUAUGGCCAAUGUGCUGCCCAGUUCUUUUUCUUCACCAUUUGUGCAGGUACAGAGUGUUUCCUGCUGGGAGUGAUGGCCUAUGACCGCUACAUCGCGGUUAGCAACCCACUGCUCUACACUGUGGCCAUGAAUCCCAAAAUCUGCUGGAGGUUAGUGGUGGGAGCUUAUGUCUGUGGGAUAUCAGGGGCCAUCCUGCGUACCACAUGCACCUUCACCCUCUCCUUCUGCGACAACAAUCAGAUUGACUUCUUCUUCUGUGACCUCCCACCCCUGCUGAAGCUUGCCUGUGGUGACACAACAAACACUGAGACUAUUGUGUUCUUCAGCAACUUUGUGAUUUUGGCCAAUGCCUUGGUCAUCCUGAUUUCCUACGUGCUCAUCAUCAAGGCUGUUUUGAGAAUGAAGUCUUCAGGUGGCAGGGCCAAGUCUUUCUCCACAUGUGCCUCCCAUCUCACUGCUGUGGCCCUUUUCUUUGGGACCCUCUGCUUCAUGUAUGUGCGGAUUGGCUCAAGCAAAUCUCCAGAAGAAGACAAGAUUGUAUCUGUCUUCUACACUGUGAUCAUCCCCAUGCUGAACCCUCUGAUCUAUAGUCUGAGAAACAAGGAUGUGAAAGCAGCCUUUAAAAGGGUCACUGGUAGGUUCCAAGUGUUUCGGAACGUGUAGAUCUGAGUGAGAGGACCUCUCCUUUGGGUCCAUUUUCUUCCCAGAUCAAUAUAUUUUAAGAGGCACCAACACUGUAUGCAACCUGUAACUAUGUACAAAAGGAAGAUAAAUAGGUGUCAUGAGGCUCACAGAAAAAAACUGCAAAUGUGGAAAAAUUUGUUUCUUCUUCUCCCUCGCUCCCACCCCACAUCCAUUCCUAGCACCCAGAAGUCUCAUUCUGCACUAGAACAUCAUGACUUAUAGAACCUCAGGGGCCCAAGGUACCUUCAGUUUAUCUCUUUUCACCCCAUUACUCUUUGCAUCCAUGCUUGGGUUUCCCAUUCUUUCUCUCUUAUUUUUGCUCCCAUCAAUAUUGUCUUUUUCUCUGUGUCUCAGAUUAUACCUGGGGAUCUCUUUAAAUAAUACUGUGUCUUUUUUU
Molecule: messenger RNA, 1706 nt
Organism: Phyllostomus discolor (pale spear-nosed bat)
Lineage: Eukaryota; Metazoa; Chordata; Mammalia; Chiroptera; Phyllostomidae
Product: olfactory receptor 9I1-like
Exons: 2
Coding region: 347-1288 (313 amino acids)
Biological process (GO): G protein-coupled receptor signaling pathway; sensory perception of smell
Cellular component (GO): membrane
Molecular function (GO): odorant binding; G protein-coupled receptor activity; olfactory receptor activity
Source: RefSeq, a predicted model, not a curated record